CCUCGCCUCAGGGACAUCUGCAAUUGACACCGCCGUAAUCUUGCGUUCCAUUCCUUUCCACUCCUUCACCAUACCUAUUGCACACUCAACGGACUGCACGAGAUCUGAACGUCCAUAAACACGCUAUCACGACCGCAGCAAGCGAUUGUCGACUGCACAAGCAUUCUCCUGAACGCACUGAGACAUAUCCUACGCUCCAACGUGGCCCUCCAACAGGAUACCUCCUUCGCAGCCGCAAUCCCCAAGCAUGUCCGACGAUAGUACUGUGGUUGCGCCUGAACGUGAACGCUCAGGCUCACCGCAGCCCUGGGUGUCUCCGACUCUUGCAAUUUCAGCAUGUCCUCAACUCGACCGAUCCGUGUCAACUGCCUCCUCGGUCUCCUCCGUUUCCGGCCGCUCCACCAGUUCCCGCCUAUCUGGAGAAGGCGUCAAGGGUUCAAGAAGAGGUUAUAUGAGACCGCAAGCCACUGUCUUCUCAGAAUCUGCAAAGAGUAGAGAAAGUGUCAUGAGCCUAGGCACGAUUGCACAUUUACAAUACUACUUUGCCAGGACAGGGCUUCUGGAUGGGAAGGGUGCACAGCUUGCAAAGGCGCGAAAAGUCAGCGGUACUGAAGGUCCGCGGUCCCCAGAUCCCAUAAAUACCGAUCCAUACACGGAGUAUCUUGCUGGUCCUGCUGGUCAAGAUCCGGCAUAUGUUGGACCAGACACGGUACUCGGUGAUACAGCUGGGGAAGAUGGGCUCGUAGAAUCACCCACCGACCAGUCAGAUGCUGGGAGCAACUGGGACGAGCAAGAAACAGUGAUGAUGCCACCAACAGUCAGUACAUACAAGGAACGACCAUUGUAUGUGCCACCGCCACCCGACAUGGGCGUCUUGCGCCGAGAAUUAAGAGAGGCAUUGGAUGCCGCAGAGAAGGUUUUGCAAGAGGUAUGCAGUGGAAAAGGAAUAGAGAAAGUAUCACCAGGAAAGUUAUCAGCCGGCGAGACCGUCAAAGAUGAAACUCAAGGAUUCUAUGAGAUACAAGGCCUCCAUGUCCUCGAUGUCAUCACACUCGCAAUUCGAGCUGCAAAAGUCUACUACACAGCACAUGAGCAGCCACAACGACUGUACGCUAUCAAAUCAGAACGCACAAUGCGGAAUGAACUCAUGCAAGUCAUGGACGCCCUCAAGCGUAUGGGCAUUCGAAAUUUUGCUGGCGGCAUCAAACUUGGUGAACUCGAAGUCAUCACAAAUUGGGCUGAGGGCAUUGACAAGCUCCUUGCGAAAGAGGAAAAGGCCGAGCAACAGGAACACGAAGAGCGAGAGAGCUGGAUAUGGCGAGAGGGCGACUGGACUGGCAAGGAGCAUGAGCGGGAAUGGCUGUUCCUCAAAUCCUUCGCCCCAGAGGCAGAACAGUUACCCCGCUGGCCUGAAUCUGCCGAUGAAAGUGAAUUACCAACGUCUUUCCUUUCUUAUUUCCAGAAUGGUUUACAACUGGUCCUAUUGCAUAACGCUUUGGUCAAAAAGUCGCGAAGACAAUUCGAAAUCAUCAAGAACUAUCAUACAGAUACGGCCAAGCCAUACCGAUGCGCGGAGAAUUUACGAUACUUUAUCAAAGCCGCUGAGCUACGGUGGGAGAUCAAGUUGGACAUUGACGUCGCGGGAGUUGUUCAUGGCACAGAUGCCACAGCGUGGAGGAAAUUCGACGAUGCACUUCUACUAUGGUGUCGACAUGUUCGUGGUGCAAUCAUCAAAGAAUGGAAAGAGCAAAGAAAAGCCAGUAUGAAUAGAACGCCCACGUUAAAAAUCGACGAUGAGCAAUCCAGAGAUGCCACGACGGAUGCACCACCAACUCCGAUUGCUGCAUGAGCAGCAGCUCGGUUCUGUUACGAGAUUAUGAGAUCAAGCGUUCCAGCCAAAAUUGCGUAGACGAGGACAUUUGCGUUUUUCUUACACUUAUUUUGAUGACCUGUGGGUCUGCCUGAUUCGCUUCAUAGUUCGCCCUGUUGCUUUGUCGGCAUUGAAUUGGCGGACGAGAUACCCCAUUGGCAUUAUAGUCGUUCUUCCAGAUAAUACGCUUUUUAACAUACAGCUAACUAAAGUUGUUCUUGUAUAUAGUCUUUGGGCUUUAUCAAACCUUUUCUUUCUCUUCCUGCCCAGAGGAGAACUAACGUCUGUGGAUGAGGUUCUGUCUAGAUAGCAAUGCUAGACUCUUCCAUUUUGAAUCGUAGUCCGCGGUAAUUCAGCAGUGCGUCGAAAUUCACCAUGUUCCAGUCGUCGU
Molecule: messenger RNA, 2261 nt
Organism: Pseudovirgaria hyperparasitica
Lineage: Eukaryota; Fungi; Ascomycota; Dothideomycetes; Acrospermales; Acrospermaceae
Exons: 1
Coding region: 248-1849 (533 amino acids)
Source: RefSeq, a predicted model, not a curated record